Molecule: messenger RNA, 228 nt
Organism: Brugia pahangi
Lineage: Eukaryota; Metazoa; Nematoda; Chromadorea; Rhabditida; Onchocercidae
Source: the annotation of a GenBank genome assembly
AUGUCAUCCGCAAGCUGGCUACUAUCAGCUUCUUGGGUUAUGUGCAUUAGUGGGAUGGUGCCGACCUCAUGGUCACUGGAAAAUUCUCAAUACCAGGGGAAUGAAGUUCAAUCGGCAGCAUUGUUUAUCUCCUUAGAUAUUGUUGCGAAAUGUUCUGUCUCUCAUGAAAAAGAAUCUGACCGUUCUGAUUUGAGCGUGACAAUGUUUAGCUGUGAUUGGAAUGGCUGA